Messenger RNA from Schistocerca cancellata (South American locust), 860 nucleotides. RefSeq lists its product as uncharacterized. The transcript has 4 exons. Bases 236 to 562 code for a protein of 108 amino acids. NCBI's taxonomy places the organism in Eukaryota, Metazoa, Arthropoda, Insecta, Orthoptera, Acrididae. The record is from RefSeq and is a predicted model, not a curated record.
GUAUCUAGCUGCCCGCCUAUCAGCAGGUGCGUGCUGCGAGCUGCGGCUGCGCGACUGUGUGGCUUCGUGGAGGCGACUUCGCUGCCCUCAGCUGGGUUCGUGAGUUUUUCGCAUAUCGAACACCAGCAAUGAGCGAUCGCUGCAGCUUCAUCCCUGCGACGCGGGAUGAAGCUGUCUGGGGACAGAUGAAGAGGACAUCGAGAACGCCAUCACGUCUGUUCGAGACUGGUUCAGGAUGCAGCCGCAUCAGCCCGACGAGAUAGAAGACGCACGCAUCGAAAGGAUGUACAUAAACUGCAAAUGCAGCAUAGAGAGAGUUAAGACAGGAUUGGACGCCUACUUCUCUCUGAAGACCAGGUAUCCAGAGAUGAUGAUGAACCGUGACCCUUUGGGACCCGACGUCGUGAGCACCAUGGAACACAUGGAGAUGCUGACAAUGCCUCGCCUCAAAAGACCUCUACCGGGUGCACAUCUUCACAGACCCCGACCCAGACCCCGCAUGGGCCUCCUGGACAAAUUACGGAAAAACCGCCUCCAUGAACCUCGACUGGAUGCUAUUUAAUGACUACUCGCUCGGAGACGUCGUCAUCAUGGACCUGAAGAAAGUAACUGCUGGACACGCCCUCCGGACCGAUAUCAAUGUCAUACGCGCUAUGGAAUUUGGCUACAAGGAAGGUUCUUUCAAAAAAUAGUUCCACGUACAAUGUAACAAAUGUUACCUUCCUUGGAACUUGUACAACUUAAGUAGAAUUUUACCUGUACGUAUAACGAGACGAGUAACACUACCCUUUAGAAUUCUGUGUCAGUUGCUUGUAUUUCUUUGUAUCAAAAUUAAAGUUGUAGAUAUAUGCUGGAAACAG